Molecule: messenger RNA, 409 nt
Organism: Aureobasidium pullulans EXF-150
Lineage: Eukaryota; Fungi; Ascomycota; Dothideomycetes; Dothideales; Saccotheciaceae
Exons: 1
Coding region: 144-317 (57 amino acids)
Source: RefSeq, a predicted model, not a curated record
GCACUGUGCGCACAGCGACAACUUUGGUUGCAGUAGAUGGGUGGCCUGAGGAUGGACCCAGAUCUCUGGAGGAGGCAGUGCUGGUUGUUAUGCACGAGAUGUUGGCCAGAUAGGACUCGUUAGACAAACUAGAAUUCGGAUGAAUGUUCUUAAUGAAAGAUCAAAAAAUGGCUUCUGCUGUCUGUUCAAUUGCAAAAAGAUCACGAAGCAAAACGUACAGCAGCAGGGAUUCCCACGUGGUCACCCACCGUAGUACUAAUCUGCCGUUCAACUGCUUAUGUAUGGCAGAGCGGACGGGAUGCCCAGUUUUCAGCUGACUGUGGCCGUACGUGACAGAAUCUUUGUUUGAAGGGUAUAUCACCCACCCUUACAAGCAAGUAGAUGUAAGUGGGAGCGCAGGACAUCGAGG